Molecule: messenger RNA, 2882 nt
Organism: Melopsittacus undulatus (budgerigar)
Lineage: Eukaryota; Metazoa; Chordata; Aves; Psittaciformes; Psittaculidae
Gene: MANBAL
Product: mannosidase beta like
Exons: 3
Coding region: 285-542 (85 amino acids)
Cellular component (GO): membrane
Source: RefSeq, a predicted model, not a curated record
GGCCUAGCCGGCUCCUCCCGCUGCAGGCGGGCGGGUCGCGGGGACAAGGGAGGAGGAGCUGUGUGUGACCUGCGCUGAGGCGGCUUCUCCUUUCGGACCCUUGGCAUGGCCGGGGGCAGCGGACCCGUGAGCCUGCAGCCGGGCUGUUCAGCCCCCGUCAUGGCUGUUUAUAGCGGUGCUGAGCACACGCAGAUACCCCCGAAGGCAGUAAUGGCCAGUCUCCAUCCUAGCACUGCUAAUAACCAAUCUUCUUGAGAGCAUUAGAGAAGAAGGGUGCACCCACGAUGGCUGCUGAGCUGGAUUUCUCCCCGCCCGAAAUCCCUGAGCCCACGUUUAUGGAGAAUGUGCUACGCUAUGGACUCUUCUUUGGAGCCAUUUUCCAGCUUAUCUGUGUGCUGGCCAUAAUCCUGCCAGUGUCCAAAUCCCAUAAGACAGACUCUGAGAGUUUUGAGCCCAAGAAUUCAGAGACAGUGAAGAAGCCAAAGGCGACUGCUCCACAGAUAAGCAAGAAACCUAAGAAGGAAACCAAAAAGAAACGAUAAAGGCAUGAGCAAUGAGCCUCAAAAGGCAAAAUAAUCACCUAUAAUCACGCUUCCUCAGAGAUGACAUCAAAGGCAACUCACUAGAUUAAAUGGUUCUCUGGCAUUGUCAUGUUUUACCUUUCAGAGACAAGGGAGAAGGAACUUGGAAGAGUGGAAGGGGUGGGGUUCUACCGUAGAUUUCUUAUAAGCAAAGAGGACUUCAUAUGUCCAGGACUUCAUCUGACAUAAUUAAUGUGUCAAUCACCAUUAAAGUGACUUCUCUCAUUCCUGCUGGGUAGAAAGGCCUGUUGUCCUAGCUCCACCAUGCUGGCUGGGGUUCCUAGUCCAGUCCCUGGAGAAGGUGGAGCAUGGGUUGCUACUUUGGACACUGGUUUUUGUUGUGUUUUUUGAAGGCAGAGGGAUCAAAUGGAUCAAGGAUACCACACUACACACAGCUUUGUAUUCAUUCAUCUCUGUUGUCAUCUAGUCUGAAAUACAUAGCUGCAUUUUAUGGCUUAAUAAUAAUGUCUUUGUCAUAUUCUUUAAUUCUUUAGGUAAUAACUCAUCAGAUUCCAGACUGCAGUAGAUGAAAGCUUUCAUUUCCCCAGCGUCGCUGCCUUUCUUACUCCCCACCCAUGCACUUUACAUUCCCACCCUGGAAAGCAGGUACAAUUCAGGGAAUUGAGGCUGUGGUGGGGACUGCAGAAAGCUGGGAACAAUUUGAUUCUAGGAGGUGCAAAAUUUAAUGUGUUAAUGGGGUUCCCAAGUUUCUUUUCCCAAGUACUGCAUGUUGGAGAAAAGCUGCUCUGAGGUGAGAGUCUUGGAGCAGGGAAUUGGUUGUGUAUCAGACAGCACUGCCUGGCUGUACUGUUGAUAAACUUCCCGUCAGACAGCUGAGUGCUAACAACAUGCUCCAUUUCAACAUGGCUGGGGCUUGUUGCAUUUGCAGUCUCCCUCCCAGCCUUGCCUGCUGCAGUCUGCUACAUCUCCUCUUGCUGAAUUCUCCCUGAAGUUAAAUACAAUCUCAGCCUGAGGAGAUCCAGGGGGUGGCAAGCUGCCUGUGUACCAUGACUAUAUAGCAAGAGACAUAUACACAAUGCUCCUUCAGGCUCUGCCCCUCCAGGUCCAAGGACAACCUAGUAUUAGAUUUAAAUAUGGCUAGACAGGACUGGAAAGAGAUAGGUGGUGACAUAGCCACAGAGUCUCUGUAGGGCAGCUCGAGCUUCCUGAAGCCAGCUCACAUCUUGGUUUGUUUGAUCAUGAAUGAGUCAAUGGGAGGAGAACCUGCUCUUGUAGGCGCACCCAGGGUUCAGAGCGGCUUUGAAGGACAGGCUUCUCUCUAGCAGGGCUGGAAGUCAGAACCUUUUUGCAUACAUAGCCUCCCAUCCUCAAUUUACAAAUGCCUUGGGAGCCCAGAUAUGGUAGCAGUGUUGUGCUGGGUGUUCUUUAACAGGAGUUGAACAACUCAUUUACACCAUCGGUGUUUAGAGCAGCCAUGUUCACUGCUCGCUCUCGCUUUUGGUGGGUGAGACAAAUGGAUCCCAGUACCAGUUUGAUUAACCUCUCACUGCUUCCUCUGCUCCAGGCUCUCUGCUUCCCUUAACUAGAAUCCUGACACCAAGAUGCACUGCUUAAAAUCCAGCUUAGAGUUCUGCUUUAAAUUCAGCAUUUUGUUUUUCUUCCUUUUUUUUAAGCUACAUAAAGGCAAUCCUAGGACAGAACAAAGCAUAGGAGACACAAGUAUUCUACCAUUGCUUUGAGUUCUCAGUACAAAGAAACAUUACAGAAGUUUCCCAGGCAAAUAACAAAGAACAAUAUUGUGUUAUAAGUUUCCAUUAUGGACCUGUGUUCCUGUCUGGAAUCUGCAGGGGAAAGAAGAGUCUGGCCACUGCCCUGGACAGGUACUGCAGAUCAUUUCUUCCAUUUUAAUAAAAGAAGAUGGUGGUGGUUGCAUCUAAAAGACUCUGGUUUUCUGCAGGUUGCCUAAAGGAGGGGGUUAAUGCUUUAACGGAACUGCAACUAUUGAAAGAGUAGCACAUGCAUUACCCAAAAUAUAGAAGUGCUUCUACAGCCAAGAACCAGUUAGCAAUGAGCGCUGUGUGGUUGUUACCUGAAAUAGCAGGCUACUACAUCCACAUCUACAUCUGGCUGGUUACUCAUUGCUAAGUAGAAAUCGUGGUUGUUGGGAUUUGGUUUUGUUGGGGGAGGAGGGAUUAAAAUAAAUGUCCCAGUCUCUUCCUAACAGUAUUAUAUCUAUUUGAAUGCUUUUGUUAGCUGAACUUAACAGUGUGUUUUUAGAGAUGAUGAAUAUCCCAUGUGUUUUAGUUUCUCUUGACAUGUGUAAUAAAUACAAUCAGAAUC